AUAAUCAAAUUUAUAUAUAAACAAACCACGCUAUAGCAUUAUGGAUGAUCUUUAUUACAGUCCAAACAAUAAUGAAACACUACAGAUUACUACUACUCUUAGAAGCUGGACUCCACAGACAACUGUUAUAAAAGAAAAAAGAAAAAUGGCUCUCACAAUAAGCAUUGCUUUGACUAUGAUGGACUCCACACCAAAAUAUGGAAUUGGACUAACUUUAUGUGACUAUACAUGUGCAGUUAGAGAACCUAGAGGAUUCCACACUGACUGUACAACCAGAGAGGAGUUAGAAAAAAUUGGAGUUGACGCGGCUUUCCAGUGGGCAACACGUUAGAGUGGGCACAUAAUUUCUUUUAGGAGUGAUUCAGAACCAACCUUGUUGUUGCUGAUAGGAAUGUAUGCAAAAGCUCUCCAACAGAGAUACAAGAUCAGUGAAGAUUUCGGAAACAAAGAAAAAAUUGAUAUAAAUUUUAUAGUCCAAGAUUUUACUUUAAUAAGGAGAGACAAUGUAUUUUGGGCUGCAAAAAUUGCUGUUUUUUGUAACAAAUUUGUGAUCAAACAUAGCUAGGUUGACCACAACCUCUGGGCAAUCUUGACUUAUCUAAAUAUGCAAAACUGAAACGUAGAUGUAAUGAUGUAUCGUUGCUCCAAUUAUAGAUCUAAUGGUACCUUUCUAUCAAUGUAUCGAGGAUCCUCAAUUUACUAAAAGAAAAAGGAAAAAACCUACAAUGCCUGUCAUUUCCAAAAAAUAUAAGUUAAAAAUAAUAAAAUCUAAAGGUUGUUAACGUUGUUAACUUGUGUAUGCAUGCAGAGGUUAACAUGCCUCUUAUAAGUACUCCCUCCGUCUCUAAAAGAUAGGUUUGUUUGGUUUUCACGAAAAUUAAGAAAACCAAUCAUUGUAACCACUUUUUCAUGUUUUUUCCUAAUCUAUCCUUGGUCCCCACUCAUUUGUUAUAAGAGAGAUGGGAGAGAGAAAUGGUCACCACAGAGAAAAGGGAGAGAGAGAAGUGAUCCCUCUAUGAAUAUACUAGUAAAAUCAUCACAUUUGACUUUCCACAUAUGGAAACAAGUCUAUUUUUUUGACAUAUCCAAAUAAGAAAAUAAGUCUAUCUUUUUGAGACGGAUGGAGUAUAAUAUUAAUACUUCGGGAAUAGAUUUAGUCCAAGUACUUUAAAAAAAAAAAAAAAAAAAAAAGAAGAAAGUGAGGACACGAUCUUAAAUUGGAGUGCUAAUGUCAUCUUGUUGAUGUCAAAUUGUCCAUCAACUAAAGUUGUAAUCUUCCGAGAAAUUAAUGUCGUUGGAUCCUGUGUGACUACCAAGUUAGACUCAAAAGUCUCAAGUCAAGGAUAGGUGUAUUUUUUUAAUUUUUCUUGGAUGAACUGGCUAGUUCGCUGAUAUUAACUUUCUUUCUCGUCCACAGUGACACAGUCCACAGCAAAAACGUGAACUUGCCACUAAUACCCAUACCCCCUUCAGUGGUAAAAUAAAUUAUCACCAAUAAAAUCCCCAGUGACACAGUCACAAAAUUGUAUGGCGGAAAGAACAAAAAAUGGAGCAAUAUAACCGAAACUGUUUCCUAUAUCUGGAAUCCACAAGUUUGUAAAUAAUCCACAGUAUUCUCUUCUUCAAAUGGUGAAGGUCCCACUGGAUCUUCUUCUCCUCUUCCCGGAGAGGGAGACAAAAACGAUAAGAGUAGUAAUCCGCAAUUCUCGUAGGUUAAUAAGAGUCCAACCAACCUUUAUUGUAAAGAAGAAACAUAAAUACGUUUCCCAAUUCGAAAACUAACACAGAAUCAAAUUAAAAACACACAUAAAAUCUUAGCGACUUUAAUUACCUCCAGAAUUUCCUUUUUAGAGAAUUUUCCCAAUAUCUUCAUCUGUUUCUAUCUAUAAAUAUAUUUUCUUUCUUCUUUUUUCUUAUCUCAUUCUGAUAUAUAUAUACCGAUCAUCUCAAUGCAUGAUAACAACGUUUGCUAAAGUUAUGACUGUUAGGAUUGUGUCGAUGGACAAUGUCAUCAUUCUUGGUUUGAUUUUAGAUUGAUUUUAGAUACUAGAUUUUAAGAUAGAGCUUAAUUGGAUUUCCUUAAAUCUAAUAUGAUGACUCUGCCUAAUGUUUGUUGUACCUCUCUUCUUUCUCUAGAUAAAUGGCGAUACUUGCACCGGCAAAUAGUAUGCAGAGCUUAAUACAGACUUCAGAAGUUGGUUGGAAUUUUUCAGUGGAAACAAAAAGACUUCAAGGAUUCUCCCUGACACAAAAAAGAACUUCCAUUAACAGGAAAAGGAAGAGAGUUGGAGAAAUACCGGUUUUUGAUGUUCCUAAGAAAGAACCGUGUAAUCAAAGGAGUGCAAGAGUAUCAAAAAUGGUUCUUUCUGAUGAGUCAGAAGAGGAGCAGCUUCCACCAAAGAAAAUGGGGGAGCGACAACGGUUUAAACGCGCAAAAUUGAGAAUGGUUCUCUCUGACGAGUCAGAAGAAGGGCAGAUUCCAUCAAAGAAGCAAAGAGUGCGACUGAGUUUUGAUAGCGAGGAAGUUACAAGGACUACUAGAAGGUCAAGAUGUUCAGUAGAGAAAAAUUCGGACCCAGAAAGUUUAACUUCUACUUCUUCUACAUCAGUUUCUUCCUCUUCUUCCUCUAGCAUAGCAGCAAAUGAGGAAAAUAUCGCGAAGACGCGCAGCAUGAGGAAAGCCAAGGCAAGAAAUGAUACAACAAAUAAGAAUGGGGAGAAGAAGCGAGUGAGGUGUCAUCAAUGUAACAGAAAUGACAGAAAAACUGUUGUUCAAUGCGACAAUUGUAAACAAUCACUAUACUGUAUCCAGUGCAUCAGGAAAUGGUAUCCUGAGUUAUCAGAGGUGGAAAUUUUUGAGACUUGCCCACUUUGUCGUGGAAAUUGCAACUGCAAUCUAUGCCUAAUCAAACAUAGAGCUUUCAAGAGCACCCAAGGGGAUGUUGUCAAACCCAAAAUAAUCCAGCAUGCUCAGUAUUUGGUCCACUCUCUUCUUCCAUUUCUGAAGCAAAUUCAUGAAGAGCAGUCUUUGGAGAUGGAGGUUGAGGCUGGAAUUCAAGGAAUAUCUUCGUCUGAAAUACAACUGACAGAGGCACCAUUUUACAGUGACGAGCGUGUUUACUGUAACAACUGUGCAACUUCAAUUGUUGACCUACAUAGGAGCUGCCAGAGCUGUACUUAUGAGCUGUGUCUUAGCUGUUGCCGGGAGAUUCGCAAAGGAAACCUUUUAGGUGGUGCCGAUGAAGUAUUAUAUAAUUACUCAUACCGAGGGUUUGACUAUAUGCACGGAGGGGAUCCUCUAUCAGAGUCAUCUGAUGUCAGCAGAUGCAUGGAUCAGGUUGAGACAUUUACUAAAUGGUAUUCCCAUGAUAAUGGAGCUGUUCCUUGUCCUCCAAAAGAAAUGGGUGGUUGUGGUAACCAAAUUUUGGAGCUUAAGAGAAUCUUUCCUAGCUAUUGGAUUCCGGAUUUAAAAAUCAAAGCCGAAGAAAUAGAAAAAACUUACGAGGUUGGGCGGUCUCUCACCCAUUACAACGUUAUUACUACCAACAAUGAGAUGCUACGAAGAGCAGCUUCUAGAGAAAAAUCUGAUGACAAUUUCUUAUAUUGUCCAUCUUCAAUGGAUAUACUAGAUCUGGUCAGCUUCCAAAAACACUGGAUUAAAGGGGAACCAGUAAUCGUUCGCAAUGUGCUUGCAAGGACAACUGGUUUGAGUUGGGAGCCAGACGUUAUGUUACGUGCAAUGUCUUGCAAUGUGGAUAUGGAAACUGGCGCAGAACUGUCAGAAGAAGUGAAGGUUAUCGACUGCCUUUCUGGUUGCGAGGUUCAAAUUAGCGCUCAACAAUUUUUCAAAGGGUAUACAGCUGGUAGGGCAUAUAAAAACUCCUGGCCUGAGAUGCUUAAGCUGAAGGAUUGGCCCCCGUCUGCUAAAUUUGAGGACUACUUGCCCCGUCACUCCGAUGAAUUCAUCACUGCACUACCAUUCCAAGAGUACACGGAUCCCACCCAUGGUUUACUUAAUCUAGUGGUAAAGCUGCCAGAUGAGUGUAUAAAGCCAGAUAUGGGACCUAAAACAUAUAUUGCUUACGGCAUUGCUGAGGAGCUUGGAAGAGGGGAUUCUGUUACCAAGCUUCACUGCGACAUGUCUGAUGCGGUGAAUAUAUUGACACACACAUCAGAAGUAGUUCUGACUGAGGAACAACGAUCCAUAGUGCAAAUGCAGAAAAAGAAACAUAGAGCCCAGGAUGCAAAGGAACGUCUAGGUCUAAGUCCAAUGGAUCAGGAAAUCCAACAUCGUAACAUCGCAGCUGAAACUAAUAGACCACGUGAUGAUGAUGAUGAUAUUGCAAACCCAACUUUCCCAGGCUUCGCUCCACCUGAAGAGGAAUCAGGUAGUGCUCUAUGGGAUAUUUUUCGGAGAGAAGAUGUUACCAAACUCCAAAGAUACCUUAGAAAUCACUCUAAAGAAUUCAGACACACCUAUUGUUCUCCAGUUGAGAAGGUAGUUCAUCCCAUUCACGAUCAAACAUUCUAUUUGACUAUUGAGCAUAAAAGAAGCCUUAAGGAGGAAUUCGGCAUCGAACCAUGGACAUUUGAGCAAAAAAGAGGGGAGGCAGUCUUUAUUCCUGCUGGGUGUCCACAUCAAGUCAGAAACCUUAAGUCGUGUACAAAGGUUGCACUCGAUUUCGUCUCUCCCGAAAACAUUGGUGAAUGCUUUAGAUUGAUGGAGGAAUUUCGGAAACUUCCCAAGAAUCACAGAGCCAGGGAAGAUAAGCUUGAGAUUAAGAAAAUCACACUUCACGCUAUCAACCAAGCAGUGAAGGAUUUAGAAGACCUGACCUGUUCAAAAAAGUAAUUGUUGCCUGUUCAAAAUAAAUAAAUUUGGAGGGCCUGGUGGCGUCUUGAAUGAAGUAGAGUACAUCUAGAGGCAAAACCUAAUUAUAUACAAAAGGUAUCCCCCCAGUUCUAGUGAGUGCUGCUCCCAGCCAGAUCAAUUUUUGAGUUCUCGUUUUAAUGUGGGAAAAUAGUUCAAGAGCAUUGUAAUUGAUAUUUGUAUAUAAUAUAGUAUACAUCUCUUGAACACCA
Molecule: messenger RNA, 5082 nt
Organism: Papaver somniferum (opium poppy)
Lineage: Eukaryota; Viridiplantae; Streptophyta; Magnoliopsida; Ranunculales; Papaveraceae
Product: lysine-specific demethylase JMJ25-like
Exons: 13
Coding region: 2141-4852 (903 amino acids)
Biological process (GO): regulation of transcription by RNA polymerase II
Cellular component (GO): chromatin; histone deacetylase complex
Molecular function (GO): chromatin DNA binding; transcription coregulator activity; histone H3K9 demethylase activity
Source: RefSeq, a predicted model, not a curated record